This is a messenger RNA of Camellia sinensis, 899 nucleotides long. NCBI's taxonomy places the organism in Eukaryota, Viridiplantae, Streptophyta, Magnoliopsida, Ericales, Theaceae. The record is from RefSeq and is a predicted model, not a curated record.
ACCACUCACUUAGCAAUAGCUAGGGUUUGAUUAUCUUUCUCUCCCCUGUAUUAGAAACCCUAGCUUUGAAACUGCCAUCCCCAACAACAACAAUCACCAUCAGUGUUGGAUUUGCCAUCACCGAUUCGCCGUUGCCCGUCGCGCAGCACCUCCUUCUGUCGCAGAACCACCACCUUAGUGCCGACGAUGGCAGAUCUUGAAGGACAACCAAACCCUACAGAGCUACGGGGGUCAUGUUCCUUAUCGAGAUAGCAAACUCACACGUAUUUUGCAACCUGCACUAGGGGGAAAUGCAAAUACUGCCAUCAUAUGCAAUAUUACACUUGCUCAGGGGCUCCCAUUCAGAACAUUCCGAAGAGGAGAUUCUCAAUCUGCGGAAUACUUUAUUACAGACUGAAUUGGAGAGGGAUCGGAUAGCUAUGGCGCUGGAGGAGGAAAAGAAAGCCCAAGCUGAACGCGAAAAGAGGUUGCAAGAGCAAGCUAAGAAGAUUGAAAACUUGAGUUCAAUGGUGUUGUACUCAAAUAGGGAUGAGAAUCGUGAUCAGCCCAAGAAGGGGAAGAGGCGUGAUACCUGGUGCUUUGGUAAUCUUUCAAGGGAGACUCUUGGGGAAUUGAAUUCAAUAGUCCAUGCAAAGGCAUCUGUUGCUUGGCAUUUAGCAAGUGACUCUGGUAAUUUUCAAGUUAAUCUUAAAUACCUUGGACGGGCUGUUUUCUACACAAAUGGCAUUCUAUACCCUGAUAGCGUGGUUGGAACUGAUUCCUAUACAACUAUGAUUGCUGGCUUAGGAGUUGCUGGCUGGGGAGUUGGAGGAAUUGAAUCUGAGGCUACAAUGCUUGGCCAGCUUCUGCUUCUCCAAAUCCUGCUGCUGCUGGUGAUAGUAACUGCAAUGUAUGUGUAA